CACCGAGCCGCUGUCAUGUCGCCCGUCUCCUCCUUCCUGUGGACCUACGCCGUGGGGGUGAAGGUGCUGCUCUCCCAGCUGCUCGGACGCAGCUUCUCGCUGCCAGGUUGCGGAGGUCACAUAUUUGGCAGAUGUUGUUGGAGGAGCCUUGGUUGAUUGCUGCAGUGCGUUUUAUAGAUGGUACACUGCUGCUUUGUUGGUGAUGGAUUUCUUCCUCCGCAAAAAGCAAAGGUUGCCAUAGUGACCGGUGGUGCCAAAGGGAUCGGGUAUGAGACCGCAAAACAUCUUUCAAGACUGGGCAUGCAUGUGAUUAUAGCUGGAAAUCAUGAAAAUCAGGGAAAACUAUCCGUAAGCAGAAUUGUCAAGGAAACUGGGAAUGACAAAGUGGAGUUUAUGUUCCUAGAGCUUGCUUCAAUGCACUCCAUUCGGCAGUUUGUCCAAAACUUCAAAGCAAAGAACCUCUUACUCCAUGUUUUGGUAAAUAAUGCGGCAGUGAUGCUGGUGCCUCAAAGAAACACUGUGGAUGGAUUUGAAGAGCACUUUGGUGUGAACUACCUUGGACACUUCUUGCUGACCCAUCUUCUUCUGGAUACCCUGAAGCAUUCGGGGAGCCAUGACCAUAAUGCUCGAAUUGUCACCCUUUCUUCAGCUACCCAUUAUAUUGGCGAGCUAAACUUCAACGACUUGCAAAGCAGACGCCAUUAUUCUCCCCAUGGAGCUUAUGCGCAGAGCAAGCUUGCCCUUGUCCUCUUUUCAUACGAACUGCAGCAGCGCCUCACAGCUGAGGGGAGCUACGUGACGUCAAAUGUAGUGGACCCAGGAGUUGUCAACACUGAUCUCUACAAGCACACCAGCUGGCUCUUCAAACUGUGCAAGUGGUUAACAUCCUGGUUGUUCUUCAAGACUGCAGCCCAGGGAGCUUCCACUGUGAUAUAUGCAGCAGUUUCUCCAGAUUUGGAAGGAGUGGGAGGUGCCUACCUUGGUAACGGUCAGAAGACAAAAUCUGCAGACCUUUCGUAUGAUGUGGACCUUCAGAAAAAACUUUGGACUCAAAGCUGCAAGCUUGUUGGGAUUCCGGAAUGGUGCCAGUCCGACUGUUGAAGGAAGGAGGAGGCUGUGACACAAGGGCUGAGUGUGCGAGCUACGUGUCUCUGUCACUUGCUCUUGUUAGGCAGGCACCAGGAAUAACAAGCCUACUCCUGGGGAACCAUAAACUUAAAACCGAAGCAAAAAUCACAAAUAAUUAAUUCACUUUACUCACGGUGUUUGUGUUCAUUAGGAAACCAAAAACCCCGUUUGGAUGUUCAGUUUGAUUCAGUAUAUUGACAAAGUUUCCAAGUUGAUAAUGUAUGUUUGUACGAAAUGUGUCAAAGUAUUCAGAUCCAGAGAGAGAAAAAGAUAUAUACACAUAUGCACUUUGGUACUGCACUGUUCCAGUACUUAAUUACUACCUGUAGAGGCCACUGGUGGUCGAGAUAAUUAUUUUGCUUAUGCUGAAGAGAUGCCUUUCAUUAGAUGCCAUGAGUUGAGAUAAAAUAUCCUACCCCAAA
Molecule: messenger RNA, 1550 nt
Organism: Chiloscyllium plagiosum (whitespotted bambooshark)
Lineage: Eukaryota; Metazoa; Chordata; Chondrichthyes; Orectolobiformes; Hemiscylliidae
Gene: dhrsx
Product: dehydrogenase/reductase (SDR family) X-linked
Molecular function (GO): oxidoreductase activity
Source: RefSeq, a predicted model, not a curated record